CAGCAUGACUGAGCGUCAGCCGGUUCGGACCCGACCACUUUACAAACACCAAACUAAACCAUAUUCGCGUGAUGUUGUACUUUUUGAACGGCGACGUCAUUUAUCUGGGUGUAAAAUAAAGUUUUAAAACUUCAGACCUGUGUCACGUUCAGAAAUAAAGCGUGUUUUCCUGUGAUUCGGGUGGUACGCUCCGUGGUGUGGGGCUGAGGCGGAGGCGCCUCGGGUGUAGAAAUAAUAGUGUAGAAAGUCACGGACGAGCCGGUUCCAGUCCGGGCUGAGCUCACUGCCACAGUGGGUCUAUUCAGGGCAGAUCUGCACGGGGGGUACUCCUCUGGAGGCUCUGCGGUGGGUUCGUGAGUUCAUGAGUUGUUUUGCUUGUUAAACCGGUACCGUUAGUUUCCAAUGGCCACCGAGUGCAGCGAAGAGGCCGUUUUGCGCUUCAUCAGGGAGCGAGGAGGCAAAGUGACGAACACGGAGCUGAUCCAGCAUUUUAACGCCGUUUUCCCCGAGGACCCGGAGCAGAGGGCUGCGGCUCGGUACCGGUUCAAACAGUGCGUAGACGGCAUUGCUGUCGUGAAGGCUGAGAGUGGAGUUAAAUAUGUUUGCUUGAGGAAAAAGUUCCGAGGUUCCGUGAAGGCGCUCUCAGGCUCACACAGCGGGCAGGUGAGUGACGCACAGGUGGGCGUGGCCCCGCCUCCUGCUGGGGCAGGUGAGCAACAAGCAGCGUCUGGCUCAGGUUACAGAGAGGACAGAGAGGUGACAGCCCUGCAGGGUCCCUCUGCUGCUGACGUUUCUCUGACCAAGGAUCGGUGCAGGGCCCAGGGUCAUGGAUCGGUCUCUGUGGUAGAACAGGUGGAGAGAAGCUCGGCUCACAUGGGAAACGCAGCUCAGAGAGAGACGAGAGGCUCCAGGAAGGAGCCGGCCGGGCCCGACAUACCGCAGAUUUCCGUGACUGUUGCGUCGCCGCUUCCUGUACAGGGACCUGUGUUCAACCUGCCUGAACCUGCACAGACCGGUAGCACGGGACCGUCAGACGCAGACAGCCUGUCUGACAGUGAAGGUACCAGCUCUCCGAGGAGCGGCCGCAGACCCUUCAUCCAGGUGAAGGGGAACCCCUCUCCGAGGCUGAGGCGCAGCUCGGUUCUGCGCCCCUCAGGCAGCCGGCCGUCCAGCGAGGCGGACUCGGCCUCCCCGGUGCCGAGCCUGGACGAGGACAGGCCCGCUGUCACCCUCGAGCCUCUGGAGCACGAGUGGAUGAUGUGUUCCUCGGACGGGCGGUGGGCCAGCUUGUCCCCCCUGCUCACGGAAGACCCCGGCCUCAUCCUCAGGAAGGACUUUGUGUCCGGCUUCACCUGCCUGCACUGGGCUGCCAAGCACGGCAAGCCUGAGCUCAUCGCUCUGAUCAUGAACUUUGCCAAGCGUCACAACGUUCCCAUCAGCGUGGACGUCCGCUCCAGCACCGGAUACACACCGCUGCACGUGGCCGCCAUGCACAACCACAUGGAGGUGGUGAAGCUCCUGGUGGGGGCCUACAGCGCCGACGUGGAGAUCAGGGACUACGGCGGGAGGAAGGCCUGCCAGUACCUGACUGACAGCGUGAGUGUGGACAUACGGGACAUAAUUGGAGCCUACGAGGAGUCCGACUCAGACAGAACAGACCAGGGGAAAGGAGGGCGCUGGAGGUUCUCCAAGGUUCUCCAGGCGAACCUGAAGCCCCUCAGGCUGCGCAGCUUCAGGGACUCUGACUCUGUGGACAGUGGGGACGGACCCAGAGAGAAACCCCUCAGGAGGAAGUCAUCGCUCAGCAGGAUGAAGCCCAAACUGCAGAAGCUGCGGGAGAGGACGUCACAGAUUGUCCAGAGCACCUCUUUUCAUGAGACAGAGGAGCUGUCCAUGACGGAGUCCUUCAAGGCCAGACCCAAGACUCAUUUCUGGUGAGUCCAGCACAAACACAGGACAACGUCCAAUAUAGACAACCAGAAACACCAGAAUUACGCUUAUGAAAAAAUAAAUUACCUGGAGUUAAAUGAGUUAUCAUGGAUGUGACAAUAAAUAUCAUGAUAGACUUAGACUGCACUGAUGAAGCUCAGACUGUCUCCUUCCUCAUCCUCGUGGUCCCUGUCUGUCACGUCUGGAAGGAAAAUCUGUAAAUUGGUCUGUAAAGUUUAGUUUUUUUCAUGGGUUAAUGCAGAUGCACAGUUUCUUGGGUGAUUUUGUUGCACUGAUUCAUACCUACUGGUUCAUACUUUUGAAUAUUGGUUCAUACUGAUUAUGUUCAUACAUUAUGUUGAUUAUUUUCCAAAUGUACUUAAAGUAAAACUUCUUCUCACCUCAUCACAUUUUAUAAAUUCAGGCCUGAGUAAUUAAGGUUCAUGUUACUCCACUAACAUGUUACUGUGUGUCUACGUUUGUGCAUUCAAACCUUUUGUCUGUUACUGAUUUGAUCAACUUUUCUGAUAUUUAUAGACACAUUUCUCUAGGCUUAGUUUAAUUACCUUUAGCUUGUUAACAUAAGCUUUAAUAUCCAGGUAAUGCUUGUUUCUAUGGUGCUUUAAUGAUAAAAUGUGAUACUAAAAUAAAACAUGUUUGAACAAAAGUAAAA
Messenger RNA from Betta splendens (Siamese fighting fish), 2602 nucleotides. RefSeq names its product ankyrin repeat domain-containing protein SOWAHC-like. Gene Ontology annotation, molecular function: protein binding. The record is from RefSeq and is a predicted model, not a curated record. Lineage: Eukaryota; Metazoa; Chordata; Actinopteri; Anabantiformes; Osphronemidae. The transcript has a single exon. Bases 403 to 1938 code for a protein of 511 amino acids.